Messenger RNA from Talaromyces atroroseus, 2226 nucleotides. RefSeq lists its product as hypothetical. NCBI's taxonomy places the organism in Eukaryota, Fungi, Ascomycota, Eurotiomycetes, Eurotiales, Trichocomaceae. The record is from RefSeq and is a predicted model, not a curated record. The transcript is spliced from 2 exons. Bases 1 to 2226 code for a protein of 741 amino acids.
AUGGAAUCUAACAAUCUACCUGACAUUGUUCGUCAGUUAUCUGAGACCGAAUUGCAACAACUACUUAUCUAUAUUUUAAAUCGAUUACCUUUCCCUCUCACAAAUGACAGUAUACAGCUUGCAUUGCGCGGUCUUUUGGCGCGUGCGUCAGACAAAGAAUUAUCAAAGAUUCUACCCAACGCUCCAUCAAGUAUAUCGAAGACAAACGCGAAACCGAGCACAACCUCCGAGCAACCAAAGGACAUCAGAAUCAAAUCUGCAGUUAGCGUUCUUAGAAAUGUCACAGCAAUUGAUACUUUCGAUAAAUAUGAAGAUCCCGGGUCAUUCUGGGUGAGGGAAGUUACCAUCCUAGACAAUUUCUCACCUACAGACGAACCGAUUGUAAGAUAUGAACGACUUCGCAAGGCAAAAUCAAAAGCAAAGGAAGAGGGUAUCAUUGUUGAACAACUUCUAUUUCUGUUGCAGAUCCACGAGCGCGACAAUGUGCUGGAAUUGUACAAAGCACGAAAUAACGAAGCGACAACUUUCGGCGGUCGAAAAGAGAGCAAUGCCUACCUGGCGGAUACGCACGAUCUUGACACCGACCAAGUGAGAAAACUUGUGAAAGGGUGGAACAAGCUUAUAUCUCUGAUGCAGAGACAUGGUCCAGGCGUAGCCCUUAGACUCGGUGGGGGUAUUUCUACCUGGGUGAAUAUGACAAGCAAAGAAUGUACAGCCAUGGAGAUCUAUUUGAAGAGAUAUAGGCCGGAAGUUCUUCAAUCGAGAUCUCUCGACCUAAAAGCGGCAGGAUUUUUACGGUCCGGUCUAUCACGUGCAGGAAUGGUCGACGAUGUUGAUGGUUUGCGACGAACAAAGCUGGGGUCUAUCAUACUACAAUAUACCGAAAUGGAAGACGAUCGACAGAACACCCGUGUCGACGAGGAUACGGAAGAUGAGGAAGCUGUCGAGGAGGACGCUCAACAUGAUGAAGCCGUGGACGAGGAUCCUGAAUAUAGUGAAGCUGUGAGCAAGAUAUUCUCUAUUUUGCGGUCAAAGCAGUUAUCAAGCGAGGCUCAAUUCUCUUCAACGGAGGAGCAACCAGAUGGAGAGUGUAGUAUACCUCAGACGAAUACUCCUGGCCAAAAUCAAUCCACUCGGACGCACAAGAGGUCUCAUGAAAAUAGUCAGAACGCGCCUGGGUCAAAAAGACGACGUGUUGGUGUGUGCAGAACUGGAACCGGGGCCGCCGCAAUAACAACUUGCGGUGCAAACAAAGACGGGGAAGAUGAAGAAGAAGAUGAUUCCAAUUUCAAUCCACCACAAUCUUCGCGUGAAUCUAUUUCUGCCGAUGAUCGAUCCGCCAGAGCCUCCAUCAUACCCGAGGUGAUAACACACGAUAGUGAUGCCGCACAUACAGAAUACGUUACAGCCUUAUCUCCAUCAAGAAGUCAACAGCCUGUAUCCAGCCUAUCCAUACUCGAAUCGAGGGGACGCAACAGGCUGAGACAAACCGAACCUGUCUGCGCUCAAAGUUGUACACAACUUGAUAACAUCGAUGACGAAUUAUUCUGUGAUGUGGGAGGAUAUGACGACACUGUUGAAGUUUCUCUAUCCAACUCUUCUGAGGCCACACAUAGAGUGAAUGAUGGUACCACACACGUUGCACAGAUCCUAGCGCACAUGAGUGAUGAUUGCAAUAGCGCACUGCGGACAAUCACCUCAGAAGAAAGUGUUGCGUAUCUGAACGAUGAAUUUUCAAAUGCGGAUUCACAUACUACGGACUCAAGCAAAACCUUACGUGAUCAACGACCAAUGUCCAUUGUAUCUGACACUCCGGUGGAGACGACAAGAUCGAGUAUGAAUACCGGUCAUGCACAACCCCUACAUUCCCUCUCACAAGAAGACACAUAUGUGCCCUUGGUUGCAGCUGGUUGCGCCUCUGAAAUAGGAGUUUCUUCAGACGACUUGCUGGAGGCUAACACUGAUACCGUAAUUGAUACCACCCAACAAUCGACAUCUGUCCAAACCCACCUCGGCGCAUUCGAGAGCGACCAGGAAUGUCAUCCAGAUUACAACACGCAUUUCAAAUUUGACACAUUCAACUUCCUAGACCACGACUAUACGCAAUUUAAUCUUGACACCUUCAACUUCUUGGACCACGACUACACGCAAUUCAAUCUUGAUACCUUCAAUUUCCAAGAUGAUGACAGCACGCAAAUGCAAACUCCUAUCGCUUCUUACCUGUAA